Penicillium daleae is the source of this 933-nucleotide messenger RNA. Its product is annotated as tetratricopeptide repeat domain-containing protein. The record is from RefSeq and is a predicted model, not a curated record. Bases 1 to 933 code for a protein of 310 amino acids. Lineage: Eukaryota; Fungi; Ascomycota; Eurotiomycetes; Eurotiales; Aspergillaceae. The transcript has a single exon. Gene Ontology annotation, molecular function: ADP binding.
AUGUCUCGUCAACCAUGCUCGGGGGAAUGCCACCACAGCGAAUGCAGCGUUCCCAAACUUUCUCUCUCGGACUAUGGGCUUUACCUCGGUCAGCAACUGAAUACUCGGAUGCUGAGUCUUGGAAACUGGAAUCUCCCCUGCUUUGCCCUCGCAGAGAAAUCACGAAACCACACUUUCGUCGGCCGGGACGAUAUCUUGCGAUCGAUGGAUGAGCACCUUCUUCCACAAGAGACAUCUCUUCCUGCGGACAUGAACAGUAUCCGCAGCUUUGCAAUUUGCGGAGAGAGUGGCAUUGGCAAGACCGAUCUGGCUAUCGAAUAUGCCUACUCAAGGAAAAACCAAUUCGGCGCCGUGUUUUGGCUGCACGCUGGUAGUGCGGCCCAAUUGAUGACCGACUAUUGCCAAAUCCCGAGCUACCUAGGCCUUACAAACACAUACAGUCACCCGACUCCGGAAUCAAGGCGGAAACUCGCAAAAGCGUGGCUGAACAAUCCAAAGAAGAGUGUGGAUUGGGGUGUCAAUUGUCGCUGGCUAUUGAUCUUCGACCAAGCCGAUGACCUCGACGUUAUUGCCAAUUACAUUCCACGUGGUGGAAAUGGAUCAAUUUUGAUCACAAGUCGAAAUUAUGCGGCAAACAAUCGUUUCUUUGAAAAUGGAGCUGGCGCCGACCUGGGUCCACUUUCGAUAGGCGAGGCAACGACACUCCUGCAACGUCUAGUACUAGGAUCAGAUGUUAAACUGCGCCGAGCAGACCAGAAAGCUCUAAAGAAGAUAGCUAGCUUGUCCUAUGGCGUACCCGGGGCUAUCACGAGCAUCGCUGAGUCUAUCCAAGACGACUCCCUCUCACUUGCAGAGUAUGCGGAGCUGUUGACUUCAGAUGUGGCACACUUGGCAAAUGUAAGAGCGGACGCUUUUCAUCUCAGGCGAAUGUGA